This is a messenger RNA of Micromonas pusilla CCMP1545, 186 nucleotides long. RefSeq lists its product as uncharacterized. Bases 1 to 186 code for a protein of 61 amino acids. The record is from RefSeq and is a predicted model, not a curated record. The transcript has a single exon. Lineage: Eukaryota; Viridiplantae; Chlorophyta; Mamiellophyceae; Mamiellales; Mamiellaceae.
AUGGCCGCGCUGCGCGCGAACGGCCACGACGGCGUCGUGAAGGCGAUCAACGCGCACGGCAACCUCUCGUCCAUCCCCAUCGCGACCCAGCGCCUCCUGAGCGCGAAGGGCGUCAGGCGCGUCAUACCUUCGUAUUAUCACCCGUCCACGUACGACUGCGUCCGCGCGGCGCACGCCGUUCCUUAA